Molecule: messenger RNA, 1713 nt
Organism: Striga asiatica
Lineage: Eukaryota; Viridiplantae; Streptophyta; Magnoliopsida; Lamiales; Orobanchaceae
Source: the annotation of a GenBank genome assembly
AUUUUGAAGAAGAGAGAGAACUGAAAAUAAGAGCAAUCAAAUAUUGUUUUAUAUAUCUGACCAUCUCCGUUGCCGGAAAAUGAAUUGUCCGGCCAUCUGUAUCGGAUCUGUACCUUGCAAACACAAUGUUAAUGUGUCCUUUCAUCACCGCCACUUUUUUCAUGAAAAACCGUUCUCGAAAUCUCUGAAUUUCUAAUUUCCAUUUACUUUUUUUUUUGUGUUUUAUAGAUUAUUAAAUGAUAGUGUUUUUCUUUGUGUGUUUGUUGGAACUGAUUGUGAUCGGAUGAUUCGAGGUUGAGAUUAGUGCACAGAAACUGAACUUUUUUUCUGUAAUUUUAGUGGAUAAGUUUUUAGCAGUGGUAAGAUCUUAAUAAUUUAACUGACAGAAGGGCAGAGCGUAAUUAGGCCUGACAGUAGAGUUUUCUCAAAGAAGAAAAAAAAAAAAUGCCUUUCCCUAUGAGGAUCCAGCCGAUCGACUCCAUCCCAAGCGACGCCGUGAAGCCACCGGUACUCAGAUCUCGCCUGAGGCGGCUCUUCGACCGCCCCUUCAACGGCGUCCUCAAAACCUCGUCGGCGGAGAAGACGACCGCCGGCGGCGGCGGCGGCGCGGCUGAGUUCGAGCCGAGCUCUGUCUGCCUUGACAAAAUGGUUCAGAACUUCAUUGAAGGCAGCAGCGAGAAACAAUCGGCGGUGAAAUGCUCCCGGAACCGCUGCAACUGCUUCAACGGCAACAGCAACGACAGCUCCGACGACGAGCUUGAUUUCUUCUCCGACACGCUCACCCCUAAUUCUUCCUUUACCGACCCUUGUGAUACACUCAAGAGCUUGAUUCCGUGCGAGAGCGUGACAGAGAGAAAUCUGCUGGCCGAUACUUGGAGAAUCGUGGAGAAGCACAACAGAAACUGCAAAGGGAAACAUGAAUUGAGAAAAAUCAUCACCGGCGGUCUAAUUGCUCUCGGCUAUGACGCCUCUGUUUGUAAAUCCAAAUGGAAAAAAUCUUCCUCCAUUCCAGCCGGUCAGUACGAGUACACGGAGGUGAUGGUGGAAGAUGAGCGGGUGAUAAUAGACGUUGAUUUCCGGUCGGAGUUCGAGAUUGCCCGGUCCACCAAAGCUUACCAGGCGGUUCUGCAGUGCUUGCCCUACAUAUUUGUGGGGAAAGCCGACCGGCUCGCACAGAUCGUGACCAUCGCCUCGGAGGCCGCCCGGUCCAGUCUGAAGAAGAAGGGGAUGCACGUGGCGCCCUGGCGCAAAGUCGAGUACGUCAAGUCCAAGUGGCUCGGGCCUUACACCCGGGUGGUGGAGGCGACCCGACCCGAAACCGACCCGGAAAGCAGGGAAGUAUCCGCCGGCGAGCUAGAUUUGAUCUUCGGCGACGGAGAUGCUUCGCCGGAGCCGCCGCCGUCCGUGACGUGGCAGUUACCGGCGGUCAGGCCGAGGAGGUCCGGCAGGGGCAAUGAAGCGGUGGUCACCGGCUUGGCCGCUCUGCUCAAGGAAAAGCUCUGAUAAAAGCCGGCAAAAGUUGAAUAAAAUUUUGUCCGUCUGCUCUCUUUUGCAAUGUUUUUACCCUUUCUCUUUGCUUUUUGUUUUUGCCUGGAAGUUUCUCUAACUUCUUUUAUUGUCUUUAAUUAAAAAAUACACAUCCUAAUUAUUACUACAAAAUUAAAUAUAUAGAUCUCCGNAAAAAAGUAGUUAUGAUUGAUGGAGGAGGGAUUU